AUGGACGAGAAGGAAGUUGUGGCAAUCCAUAAACCCUGGGACGAUGAUUGGAGCCCCGAUAUCGUAGUUGGGGUUGAUUUCGGAAUGACCUGCACAGGAGUCGCCUAUUCAAUCGGCCCAGAAUGGUUACCGCCGAGGACCAUCCAGCGGUGGCCGGGGAAGCUCAUCAGCGAGUUGGCCAACAAAGUGCCCACUGCGAUUGAAUUUGGAUCUGCUUCGCACAGCGUCAAGUCGUGGGGGUUUCUCUGUAAUACCGAGGAUCCGGCCUCGGACAUCAAAGAGUAUUUCAAGCUGCAUCUGGCUCCUGGCCCUCACCCGGACGGACAAAUCACCCGCACAGAGGCACAGCGAUGGCUUCAAGACUAUAUCCGUUGCAUCUGCCAGCAUGUCACUGCACAUUUCAAAGACACUCUUCCCUCUUUUGCCUCUUGCAAGGUUGAAUGGGUAUUCAGCGUGCCCACAACAUGGAAAGAUGUUCGUAUGGUGGAAGAAACGCGGCACCUACUGCAGCGAGCGAUCAACACUGGCAGUCCGGGAAUGUCGCCAGAGCAUAAUCGCGCCGUCAUUGGCCUCACCGAGGCAGAGGCUGCAGCUGUGUAUGCUUGUAAGGAACAUUAUCAGGUGAAUGAUAUCGUCCUCGUCUGUGAUGCAGGAGGCGGAACCACAGUAGGUAGAGCUCGAUCUGAUAUGAAAUCAAUCGUCCUGCGGCUGCUAACUGUGGAGGACGUCAACAUUCUCCAGCUCAAGUCCGCGCGCGGCGAGCCGACAAAACUCGAUCAGUUCGGCAGCGUUGAGGGACGACCCAUCGGCUCUGUUUUCGUCGACCGCGGGAUGCAUAGUCUCAUCUGCGAGCGGCUAUCCAAGGUUCACCACAGAUUGAAUCUGUCUCCAUCACACACGGCAUGGAGGAUGAUCCUCGGCCGAUUCCAAAGACUCAAAUGCGCGUUCGGUACCGCUGCAGCUGCAAAUACUCCAAGUCUCAAGUUGGAUGUUCCUGGCCUCAAGCCGGGGCCCGAUCUGCCGGAGGUCGAGAUUUACGACGGCCAGAUGAGCAUUUCUUGGGACGAUUUGCAACAUUGCUUUGACACAAAAAUAGCCGAGAUGUUUGACUUGCUUGAUGGCCAAAUCCGACAAAUGCAUGAUAGAUUCGCAAGUGAACGUAUCUCAUACCUCAUUCUGUCGGGGGGGUUUGGCAGCUCACCGUAUGUUCGGAAACGGCUGAUGGAAAGGUACAGCAGUGGGAACAGGAACGGACACGGUAGUACAGGAGCGAUGCGGGUCUUGAUGGCCGAGGAACCACAGCUUGCCGUUGUCCACGGUCUCGUCCUGGAUCGCAUCCAGCUAAUCAAGCGAGGCGUCAUCACUUUUGGAUGCCGAUGCUCCCCCGUCAGCUAUGGGAUCAUCUGCGAUCAGCUUUACGUCCCAGAGAAGCAUGCGGGCGAGCUUGUCCGGCAAGAUCCGCACGAUCAGCUCAGGUAUGCCAUUGACCAGGUAGAUUGGCUGGUUGUCCAGGGCUCACCCAUUCCUCCAACCGGACUCACAAAAGAGUUCCAGCUCAAGCUGGAGCCCGGCCGGGAAGCUGAGACCUUCCAGGUCCAUAUUGUCAUGUCAAUGUAUCCGCCCACACAGCUCCCCAGGAGCAUGUCUCACAAGGGCAUCGAGCGGGUGUGCACACUGCACAUUUCAACCGAGGGGGUAGAGAAGAAGCUCAAGAACCGCCACUGGUACAAUCGAAAGCCGGUCUUCUGGAAGGGCACCUUUAACGUCAGAGUCGUGGUGGGGCCUGCAGAUUUGGCUUUUCAACUGUGGUCCAAGGAUCAGAGAAUCAGGAGCAGCAGUCAUCCGCCGAUUGCAGUGAAAUGGGUGCCUGCCGGGGUCUAG
Molecule: messenger RNA, 1881 nt
Organism: Aspergillus thermomutatus
Lineage: Eukaryota; Fungi; Ascomycota; Eurotiomycetes; Eurotiales; Aspergillaceae
Product: Hsp70 family protein
Exons: 8
Coding region: 1-1881 (626 amino acids)
Source: RefSeq, a predicted model, not a curated record